This is a messenger RNA of Chlorocebus sabaeus (green monkey), 2301 nucleotides long. The record is from RefSeq and is a predicted model, not a curated record. Lineage: Eukaryota; Metazoa; Chordata; Mammalia; Primates; Cercopithecidae.
CACCAACCCUGAGGAGGCAUGGUGCGCUCACUUGGGACCCAGCGAGGGGCAGGUGUAUCUGCACAGUGGUCGCCCCACAGCAGAUACAUGUAUGUGUUCACAGUUUCCCGCACAAAACAGCUGAGCGCUACUGGAGAAGGUGCAGAACAUGUCUCAAUCCAUAGAGGUCUUGGACAGGCGGACCCAGAGAGACUUGCAGUACGUGGAGAAGAUGGAGAACCAAAUGAAAGGACUGGAGUCCAAGUUCAAACAGGUGGAGGAGAGUCAUAAGCAACACCUGGCCAGGCAGUUUAAGGCGAUAAAAGCGAAAAUGGAUGAACUUAGGCCUUUGAUACCUGUGUUGGAAGAGUACAAGGCCGAUGCCAAAUUGGUAUUGCAGUUUAAAGAGGAGGUCCAGAAUCUGACGUCAGUCCUUAACGAGCUGCAAGAGGAAAUUGGCGCCUAUGACUACGAUGAACUUCAGAGCAGAGUGUCCAAUCUUGAAGAAAGGCUCCGUGCAUGCAUGCAAAAACUAGCUUGCGGGAAGUUGACGGGCAUCAGUGACCCCGUGACUGUCAAGACCUCCGGCUCGAGGUUUGGAUCCUGGAUGACAGACCCUCUCGCCCCCGAAGGCGAUAACCGGGUGUGGUACAUGGACGGCUAUCACAACAACCGCUUUGUACGCGAGUACAAGUCCAUGGUUGACUUCAUGAACACGGACAAUUUCACCUCCCACCGUCUCCCUCACCCCUGGUCGGGCACGGGGCAGGUGGUCUACAACGGGUCCAUCUACUUCAACAAGUUCCAGAGUCACAUCAUCAUCAGGUUCGACCUGAAGACAGAGACCAUCCUCAAGACCCGCAGCCUGGACUAUGCCGGCUACAACAACAUGUACCACUACGCCUGGGGCGGCCACUCGGACAUCGACCUCAUGGUGGACGAGAGCGGGCUGUGGGCUGUGUACGCCACCAACCAGAACGCCGGCAACAUCGUGGUCAGCAGGCUGGACCCCGUGUCCCUCCAGACCCUGCAGACCUGGAACACAAGCUACCCCAAGCGCAGCGCCGGGGAGGCCUUCAUCAUCUGUGGCACGCUGUACGUCACCAACGGCUACUCGGGGGGCACCAAGGUCCACUACGCCUACCAGACCAACGCCUCGACCUACGAGUACAUCGACAUCCCCUUCCAGAACAAAUACUCCCACAUCUCCAUGCUGGACUACAACCCCAAGGACCGGGCCCUGUACGCCUGGAACAAUGGCCACCAGAUCCUCUACAACGUGACCCUCUUCCACGUCAUCCGCUCUGACGAGUUGUAGCUCCCUCCGCCUGGAAGCCAAGGGCCCACGUCCUCACCAGAGGAAACUCCUGUGAAACCGCUGCCAAAAAGAUACCAAUGAUACUAACAAUACCAAUUUUGCAAAAUCAUCAGCAGUGCGGAUUCUGACAUCGAGGGAUGGCAUUACCUCCGUGUUUGUCCCUUUCCAGCCGGCGGGCCACAGACAUCGGAAGAAACUCCCGUAUUUGCAGCUGGAACUGCAGCCCACGGCGCCCCGGUUUUCCUCCCCGCCUCGUCCCUCUCUGGUCACACAACAUGCUAAAGAGGCAAGGCAAUGACUGUUGGCCAAUUCUCACCGGGGAACAACCCACUGUUAGGAUGGCAUGAACAUUUCCUUAGAUCGUGGUCAGCUCCGAGGGAUGUGGUAUCUGGGCUCUUGGGGAGCCCCGGGCCACACCCGGCCGUAGGCUAGUGUAACUCGCAUCCCAUCGCAGUGCCGUUUCUUGACUGUGUUGCUGUCUCUUAGAUUAACUGUGCUGAGACUCCACGUAGCUCCUGGACCCGUGUCUAGUACAUACUGAAGCGAUGGUCAGAGUAUGUAGAGUGAAGUUGCUGUGCCCACGUUGUUUGAACUCGCGUACCCCGUAGAUAUAUUGUGCAGCGUUCUUCUGUUAUUCCCUUGAGGUGGUAACUUCGUAUGUUCAGUUUAUGCAAUGAUUGUUGUAGAUGCAAUGCCGUAGUUUGGAUUAAUAAGUGGAUGGUUUUUGUUUCUAAAAAGAAAAAAAAAAAUCAGUGUUCACCCUUAUAGAGACAUAGUCAAGUUCAUGUUGAUAAUAAUCAAAGGAAUUACUCUCUCUUCUUGUUAAAUUAGCUCAAUCAUGUAACCGCAGAUAGGAAGGGCUCACCUAGGGAAACUCUGGUUUCCGAUGGGACGGUAAAGUCAUACGGGCAACAGUGUGCGGGAAGUACAUUUUUUAAGUAAAACACAAAGGAAAACUUUGUACUAUCCAGUUAUCUAAGGAACAAUAAAAACAUUAGGAGAUC